AUGAAGACCGUCUGCUGCGAGGACGGAGGAGUACAACUUGAAGGCUCCCAAAUCGUGGAAAUUUCGUUACAGGUAUACCUUGGACGUCUUAUGAAUAUGGAAAACGACUUGAAGAAAGAACUGAAUAGAACGAUGACAGCAGCGUUGGCAGCAUUCACAUCCGUCAGGGAAGGUACGGAUCAACUGACGGACCAAGAUCUCCCUACUCAUCUGCUUGACUCGACAGCUCUUCCAGGGCUCUGCUACGCAGCGGAGACGUGGGCAGACCGCGUCUAA
Necator americanus (New World hookworm) is the source of this 276-nucleotide messenger RNA. RefSeq lists its product as uncharacterized. The record is from RefSeq and is a predicted model, not a curated record. NCBI's taxonomy places the organism in Eukaryota, Metazoa, Nematoda, Chromadorea, Rhabditida, Ancylostomatidae. The transcript has a single exon. Bases 1 to 276 code for a protein of 91 amino acids.